Molecule: messenger RNA, 2257 nt
Organism: Agrilus planipennis (emerald ash borer)
Lineage: Eukaryota; Metazoa; Arthropoda; Insecta; Coleoptera; Buprestidae
Product: glucose dehydrogenase [FAD, quinone]-like
Exons: 5
Coding region: 321-2213 (630 amino acids)
Molecular function (GO): oxidoreductase activity, acting on CH-OH group of donors; flavin adenine dinucleotide binding
Source: RefSeq, a predicted model, not a curated record
CAAUUGCCUAAGUGAUUAAUUUUAGAAAGUGCUUGCGUAUUGAUCUAUGAAAAUAGAAAUUGAUGUACUAAAUAAUAACUGUCAUGUCAGUAUUUAUGAGAGCAACGUCAUUGCACAGCAGAUACAAACAACAAACAAUUUGUUGAGAAAAGACGAAAAUUAACAGUACAGAUAAAUAGCAAUUAUUAUCUCGUUUCUUACGUUGGGAUCGUUGACCUGGAGUGUAUUAAAAACGGAUCUCACGACGGCACCUUAAACCUUAAACUCAUGAGUUGAUAAGUACCUAUUUGCCCGGCAAAACAAAAAGUCGAAUCUCCGAAAUGCAUGUGGUGCAAUCUUCUUUUAUUAUUCUUCUCGUAAAUGUGUGCAAAGGUCAAGUUAAUGAAGAUGUUAAUCAUUAUAUGAAGCUAAUAACAGAAAAUAUUCUGAAACUUGAAAACUACGUUUUGCCAAACUUCUACGAAGGCUUUAAUCUGACCGAUGAACAUCAAAAACCCAUAGAUUUUGGAAAGUUUGAUUUCAUAAUCGUGGGAGGUGGAACCGCAGGUUCCUUGUUGUCUAACAGACUUUCAGAGGUGAAAGAAUGGUCUAUAUUACUACUUGAAGGAGGAACUGGCGGAAACGAAUUCACUGAUAUACCUGGUGUAUCGAGUUUUCUUGUUAAUUCUCCAUAUAAUUGGGGUUGUAACACCACUCCCCAGAGAAGCAUUUGUCAAGAUAAGAUCAAAAAUGUAUGUAAGUAUCCAAGAGGAAAAGGAUUAGGAGGUAGUACAUUAAUAAACGACAACAUCUUUUUGCGAGGUGCCGCUUCAGAUUAUGACAAAUGGACAGAAUUAGGAUUGGAGGGAUGGUCUUUCCAAGAUGUCCUUCCCUAUUUAAAGAAAUACGAAAACGCAUCUUUUGAAAACAUCGACGUGGACUAUCAUGGUUUUAAUGGAGAGCUCGUCAUUGAAAACUUCAAACACGUUUCAGAUGUUGCUACGGCAUACAUGGAAAUACUAGAAAGUUUCGGCUACAGUAUGACGGACAUCAACGGUAAAAACCCUCUAGGAUACGGCAUUGUUCAACAGUCAACUUACAAAGGUCGCAGAGAAAGUGGCGCCAAAGUAUUUAUAGACUCAGUGGUGGAAGAACAAACUAAUUUACAAAUCCUUACUGAAGCACUUGUGAUACGAAUUGUCACUGAUAAUUUGAGAGCUACCGGUGUGGAAUUUAUACACAACGAAACCAAAUAUCACGUGAACGCCGUUAGAGAAGUAAUUGUAUCAGCUGGUGUAGUUGGAUCUCCCCAGUUGUUAAUGCUGUCAGGGAUCGGUCCUUCCGAGGAUCUCCUCAAUCUGAACAUAACUCCAGUCAAGGAUUUACCAGUUGGUCAAUUCUUCCAAGACCAGUGCGUCGCAGGGAUUCAAGCAACAACGAAUUAUUUUCAAAACACUUCCUUGGAAUAUGAAAUAUCUCGAUAUCUAAAGGCUUCCGGAUUUUUGACAUCAUCAGCCAGAGCAAAUGUUUAUACAUUCCACAAUAUUAAGAACUACCCGACAAUGGAACUCAUUUUUCUUGAUGGAUUUGGCCUACAACACUUGAACGACACUUUUGGUUUUACAAAUCCAUUGACCAUAGCAUUGUACAGUGUUUUGCUUUAUCCAAAAUCAGUGGGAAGGAUUACGCUAGCUUCAAAUAAUCCAUUAGAGUUUCCUCUAAUAAAUCCUAACAGCCUAUCAGAAACACAAGAUUUAGAGGCUUUGGUAGAAGCAUUGGAUUUAACGUUAUCCAUUCUAUCAUCGGAGCCAUUCAAAAAGUUUAACGUUACACCACUACGUGACACAAAACUUUGUGGAGACUAUUCGUUUGGUGACGCAAGUUAUUGGAAAUGCUUAAUCCAAUAUAAUGGCAUUGCAGCAUUUCAUGGUAUAGGAUCCUGCAAAAUGGGAUGGAAUAGUUCAGAAUCAGUUAUUAACGAAAGAUUACUUGUCCAUGGUAUGGACAAUAUUAGGAUCAUAGAUGCUUCGGUAGUUCCUUCGUUUGUAACUGGACAUCUAGUUGGAACUGUUUAUAUGAUUGCCGAAAAAGGGGCCGAUAUGAUUAAAGAAGAUAAUCUUAUAAUAAGAGAAUAUUUAACAUCCAAUAGUGAUUACCGAACAAUUUCAUCAAUUUCUUUUCUUCUGUCCUCAAUAGUCAUCAUUUAUUCAACAGUUUUGUCAUAUUUUAAUUAAUUAGUUCUGUAUGGUUAAUAAAGAUGGAGUUGUAGUUCACAUAA